AUGCUGGAUCUUGAUGACGAAGAGCUGCGUCAAAUGGAGUACAAGCAAACAGGCAAGCGCAAGAACCGACUCAAUGAUGAAGAUACAGCAGCUCCACGACCGCGUGCAGUGCUUCAACGACCAGGACUAGAAGAGUCAAGCGCGCCGGAAAACAACUCGUCACGCCAAGAAGAAGACGAAGAAACGAAGGAUUCUGUUGAUUCAACACCGCCUGUGUUUUGGCGUGCGAGUGCAAAUGCCGUUGAAGCAGCAGUGGACUUAUCGGAGCCCUCAACCUUUGAAGCAGCAGUAAGCGGCCCUGACCAAGUGCACUGGAGAAAAGCAAUUCAUGCAGAGCUCGAGUCAAUGCGACUUCGCGGUGUGUUUCGUGCAGCCAAGCUGCCCAACGGACAACGCGCCAUUGGCACAAAAUGGGUGUUCAAGAUCAAGCGCAAGGCGGAUGGGUCAAUCGAGAAGUACAAGGCACGACUUGUGGCCAAGGGUUUCCGCCAAAAGUAUGGCAUCGACUACACGGAGACGUUUUCGCCUGUGGUCAAGUAUGUGACGCUGCGAAUGGUGAUCGCAAUUUCCAAGCAUUUUGGAUGGCCCAUCGACCAGCUUGAUGUGGUGACAGCUUUCCUGUAUGGCGUCAUGAAGGAACAAGUGUUCUGCGUGAUUCCUGAAGGCGUCGAACUUGACAGUACGUUCGACUGCCUGGAAUUGGUGAAGUCAAUUUACGGCCUCAAGCAAGCGUCGCGAGUGUGGAACGAGACGUUCGACGAGUAUACUUCGGACGGCCAUUGCGUGUUUAUACUGGUCUACGUGGACGACGUCUUGGUGACUGGAAGCUCGCUCGAGCUGAUUGCACAAACCAAGAACGACCUGAAGACGCGGUUCGAGAUGACGGACAGCGGCAAGUGUGCGUUUGUUCUUGGGAUCGAGCUUUUGGACGGUGAAGAUGGCAGUGUGACACUAUGUCAGCGUCGGUAUGUCGAUGAUAUCCUCAAACGCUUUGGCAUGGAUGAUUGCAAGGAAGUCGCAAGUCCAGUCGACAUGAGCUCUCGACUUGUUUCAAGUGAUGCAACUACCAAGGUCGAUGCUCCUUUUCGCGAAGCUGUUGGUGCGUUGAUGCACCUGACCACUGCAACGCGUCCGGACAUUGCGUUUGCUGUGGGAUAUGUGUCGCGGUUCAUGGAAAAUCCCCAAGAAGAACACUGGGUUGCAGUUAAGCGUAUCUUUCGCUACCUACAAGGCACCAAGACGCAUGGAAUUUGCUACAAGCCAAGUGCAAGGAUCGACUUCCGUGGAUAUUCGGAUGCGGAUUGGGCUGGUGAUCUUACCGACCGCAAGUCAACAUCGGGGUACACGUUCAUGCUACUCGGUGCGCCAGUGAGUUGGGGCAGCAAGAAGCAGCCAAGUGUUUCGUUGUCCACGACUGAAGCUGAAUACAUCGCACUCAGCUUGGCGAUUCAAGAGGGCAAGUGGAUUCAUCGUCUGCUUUGUGAGAUCGUGAUGGCUGCCAAUGAAGAAGGACCGGAACUCAUGAUUCAUGAAGACAAUCAGUCAUGUAUCAAGAUGACGAAGAACCCGGUCAAUCACGGCCGUGCCAAGCACAUUGAUAUCAAGUAG
Molecule: messenger RNA, 1608 nt
Organism: Peronospora matthiolae
Lineage: Eukaryota; Oomycota; Peronosporomycetes; Peronosporales; Peronosporaceae
Source: the annotation of a GenBank genome assembly